AUGGAAUUGAUCACUGACAAUCAUGCUGUUUGGGAUGAGCCUCAAAAGGCCCGUGCUAGCAACAUUUCACACUACAGAGACCGACGGCACCAGAGAUGCCUUACCUUCCUGGGGAGGGUUCUGACCUUUGUUUUUCAUUUGGCAACAGGAUCACCGGGCCAGUCAGGUUACUAUGGUGUCAGGAGAUCUUUCUUGUCUGACUCAGACUUCCACAACAGUAAACCGUUUUCCAGUGACGCCUACACCCCCAGCGUGGUGAAGCCCUUCGCCUGCGAGCCGGCCGCAGCGCAGGGCCCCGCGGCGCUGCUGGAGCCCGUCCUGGCCGAGCCCUACGCGGAGUCCCGCGCGCCCGCGCUCGCCCCCGGCCCCUCAGCGCUGUUCGGUGCCGCGCCUCUGCCGCCGCUCCUGCCGCCGCCCUUCCCCGGGGACCCGGCUCACUUCGUGCUUAGGGAUUCGUGGGAGCAGACAGUGCCUGAUGGGUUCAGCCAGCCAGACUCCGUGCCCGCCGAAGCUCUGCAGACUCUGUCGCCUAGCACCAGCUGCCUCUCCCCACUUGAGUCCGCCAGCACCAGCCAGCACAGGAGCGCGGGCUGGGGGGCCUCCCUGGCUGGAACUCAGCCCUACUCCCUGCACACUCUGGAGGACCUGCACCACACACCAGGGUACCCUACCCCGCCACCAUACCCCUUCGCCCCUUUCAUGACCAUGUCAAACGACCUCCUGCCUAAAGGCUUGCCUCUCUCCCCAGAUGAGGGGACAGACACCUCUUCCCUUCACGAUCCUUCACCUUGGACAAAAGAAGAUGGGAGUAUGGCCUGGGGGUCCUAUGAAUGCCGCAGAGCUUACUGAGGGGGGGACCAAAGAACUUCUGUGCUUUUCUUUAAAUUGGGCUCUGUAUUCCACAGAUUGUUUUGGGUGUGCCUGCUCAUCCCGAACUGGAUUUUUAGAAUAAGCCAUACUGUCACCAUUUGUUAAUGGACAGUGGCAUUUAUUUGUAAUUCUCCCCACUGUAACCCUACUGAAAUUUAAUUGUUCAUUAAAUGUAUUAUGGACCAGGUUCUAGUGAGACAGGUUACAGUGAGGUCAGUUUAAAACUGUAGUAACAUUACACUCUGAAUCUUCUGCUGUCCUUGAAGUAUCAUUUUUGGCUCCAAUUUUUUUUUCUUAAAUUACAUUAAAAAGUUUUUGCAUAUCAUAAAACAUAAUGAUUUUCCUGCCUGGUUUUUCUUAGUUACCGACUAUCUGUAUUCUUUAGUAAAAGAGAAUGGAUAGGCUGUAAUAUAGGUUGGAACAUAUAAAAUAAAACUCAUGCCAUGUAACUCUAAAAAGUGAA
Molecule: messenger RNA, 1333 nt
Organism: Heterocephalus glaber (naked mole-rat)
Lineage: Eukaryota; Metazoa; Chordata; Mammalia; Rodentia; Bathyergidae
Source: RefSeq, a predicted model, not a curated record